Molecule: messenger RNA, 231 nt
Organism: Protopolystoma xenopodis
Lineage: Eukaryota; Metazoa; Platyhelminthes; Monogenea; Polystomatidea; Polystomatidae
Source: the annotation of a GenBank genome assembly
AUGCGCCAGGCCUCAGUUUGGCCUAGUCCUUGUCUACGAACUGGUAGGCCAGAUCGACUUUUUUGCAUCUAUCCAUCUACACUCGUCUCAUCUGCCGUCCGGCCGAUCCGCUACGGUCUGACAGCCGGCAUCGCUUGUCAAGCUGUGUUGACACGGCAGCAUUGGCCACCGGCCCCGAUGGCCGGCCAGGCCUUGGAGAGUCGGACCGAGCAGCCGCUUGGUACAAAAUAG